This is a messenger RNA of Baudoinia panamericana UAMH 10762, 540 nucleotides long. RefSeq lists its product as uncharacterized. Bases 1 to 540 code for a protein of 179 amino acids. Gene Ontology annotation, molecular function: catalytic activity. Lineage: Eukaryota; Fungi; Ascomycota; Dothideomycetes; Mycosphaerellales; Teratosphaeriaceae. The transcript has a single exon. The record is from RefSeq and is a predicted model, not a curated record.
AUGCAGCUAGCCCUCGACGAAGCUCGCAAGUCUCCUCCCAAACCAACCAACUUCUGCGUGGGUGCUUGUCUCGUGGCGCCACAUACCCCAGACGGUCGGGAUGAACAACUACUAGCAACGGGAUACACACUCGAAUGUUCGGGCAACACGCAUGCCGAGCAAUGCUGCUUCAUCAAGCUCGCUCAGCGGUACAGUUGUGAUGAGCAACACGUGGGCCAACAUUUGCCGUCUCAUACUGUGCUGUAUACAACUAUGGAACCCUGCAACAAACGCAGUGUAGGGAACUUACCUUGUGUCGACCGUAUCUUGAUGCUGAAGACUAGUGAUGGUAUGCAAGCGAUCGGUAAGGUGUACGUGGGCGUCAGCGAGCCGGAUACGUUUGUGGGUGUUAAUGAGGGCAAGAAGAAACUUGUGCAGGCUGGCAUUGAGGUGGUGCAUGUGCCCGGACUUGAGGAGGAGAUCUUGGCCGUUGCUAGAUCUGGGCAUCCGAAGGAAGGAGCUUCCGAGCAGCAUCAGCUACCAGUUUCUUCAGGCGGUUGA